CCAUAUGGCUCCUGCAAAUAUACAGUAUAAAGACAUGUAGUCUACGACCUGCUAUGAACUUCUAUGUAGUUCUCAUUAGAUAGGGACUUUCAACAUCCAUUUUGAUUGCUUGAAACCUAUUCCAAACAGCAGUGUUUUAGAUGGAACAAGCUCACAGUCAUGGCAAAACCAGGUCUAAGGGUGGAUGGACGACGCUUCACCUGGCGAGUUACUUUGGCCAGAAAGAUAUAGUUGAAGAACUGUUAAAGAGUGGAGUGGAGGUGAACACGCAGAAUGAUGCCGGGGACACUGCUCUACACAUUGCAGCUGUCUGUGGAAGAAAGGAGGUUGUUCUUCUGCUGUUACGGUACGCUGCAUGUUCCACGCUGCUCAACGGAUGUGCUCAGACCCCCAGGGAUAUCACCGACGAUGAUGAAGUCAUUACUAUGCUGGAAGCUGCUGAAAGAAGAGAAGGCAAGAAGUUGGAGGAGAGGCUUUUGGAUGCAGCAAGAGAUGGAGAUUGUGGUGCGGUAGCUCAGGUGCUCAGCAAGAAAAAACCUCCAGACGUCAACUGCAAGGACUCGCACGGGGAUACGGCGUUACACAUUGCAGCCAGCAGGGGGCAUAAAGAGUGUGUGGACUUGCUGGUUAAGAGUGGAGCCAGCUUCAAUGCAAUGAAUAAAAACGGACAGGCUGUGUUGGACGUCGCCAACGAUGAUCAAAUGAGAUUCUUUCUGGAGAAAUGUCAAGAAAAUACUACAUGUUUCACAGCUAGAAAGUUUGAAGGGUUCCUGUGGAAGAGGUCAGACUUUCUGAGCUGGAACUCCCAUUGGGUUGUUCUGGAGAAUGGGACAGUGAGCUGGUACUGUAACCAGUCCGAUGUAGCGUGUGGAGAUCGUAGGCAGGGCUGUAAGCCUCUUAUGAACGCUCAGUGUGUGGUAAAAGCCUGGGAUAAAUACUUUUUCACACUCAAGUGCUGUGACAGCAGUGCGCACCACUUUAAAGUGUCCUCUAGAUGCGCUGAACCGGAAAUCACCAGGAAAAAAUGGGUGGAUGCCAUCAAGGAGCAUGCCAUGUACAGUGCCCUCUGUGGAAAUCCAGACAAAACACCUGUACAGGAAGGAGAAGAUUUAGUGGCUGAAGAUGCGAUAGACCUGGGAGACUUUCUGUCACACUCUCUUCAGGCAGCUGAAAGUUACCAGAGGAUGCUGGAGUCUCAGGUGGCCAUGUUUGUCUCUAUGGUCAAGAAUGAGGACAACGAUGAUAUGACAGGUCCUGAGCUCCUCAAGGCCAGACAGAUAUGUGAGCUGUGUAGUGAGACGAGCUCAGUGUUGAGACACUGUGUGGAUCUCCUGUCCCAGCGUGAAGAGUGGAUUUCAGAGGAGGCACUCUCAGCAGACCUGACAUUCUCUACAGCACAAAAGACUUAUUCAAGGCACUUCCUGCCAUGUGUGUGGAGUGUGAAGUUAGAACAGGAAGUAGAAAAGAACAAGAUCCUGUCUGAGGCUCUGCAGAAGUUGGCGACGGAGCAUCACCAGCUCAAGCUUAACCUUUCUACCGACAGAAAGACGCCGACUCCGAGUACGCUCACCGAGGAUGAAUUUUACGACGCUCUCUCCGAAGCUCACACUCCUGCCAACAUGUCUGGGGAGGAGAACCAUGGAGACAAGACCCACUAUAAUGGUGUGAAGAAACACAGAACGUCUCUUCCUGCCCCAAUGUUCUCAAGAAAUGACGUGAGCAUCUGGAGCAUCCUCAAGAAAUGUAUUGGGAUGGAACUGUCAAAAAUCGCCAUGCCAGUCAUCUUCAACGAGCCUCUGAGUUUCCUGCAGCGUCUCACUGAAUAUAUGGAGCACACAUAUCUCAUCCAGCAAGCCAACGCCGCCACAGACUCCAUCCAGAGGAUGAAGUGUGUGGCUGCAUUUGCCGUCUCUGCUGUAGCUUCACAGUGGGAAAGGACCGGAAAGCCCUUUAAUCCACUGCUGGGAGAAACAUAUGAGCUAAUCAGAGAGGAUCUGGGCUUUAGAUGGAUGUCAGAGCAGGUGAGCCACCACCCACCCGUUAGUGCAUUCCACGCCGAAGGCCUAAAUGAUGACUUCCUGUUUAAUGGCUCCAUCUACCCUAAACUCAAGUUCUGGGGAAAGAGUGUGGAGGCUGAGCCUCGCGGAAUCAUCACCCUGGAGCUCCCCAAACACAAGGAAGCGUACACUUGGACCAAUCCUACAUGCUGCGUCCAUAACAUCAUUGUGGGUCAGCUGUGGAUCGAACAGUACGGCAAUGUGGAGGUUAUUAACCAUAAAACUGGCGAAAGGUGCAGUCUGACAUUCAAGUCAUGUGGCCUCUUCGGCAAAGAGCUACACAAAGUGGAGGGUUACAUACUUGAUAAAAGCAAAAAGAAAAUCUGCGCCAUUUACGGCAAGUGGACUGAAUGUCUGUACACAGUGGAUCCAUCUGCUUUCGACCUUCACAAAAAAGCAGAUAAGAAAACUGCCGAGGAGAAGAAAGACAGCAAGAAGGGCAGCGUGGAUGAGGAGGCUGAGGAGAUGCCCCCACCCGAGGCCGAGACCGUGCACGUCAUCCCGGGCAGCGAACUCAUCUGGAGGAUAUCACCCAGACCCGAAAACUCAGCACAGUACUACGCCUUCUCCACGUUUGCUAUGCAACUUAAUGAGCUGGAGGAAGACAUGAAGGAGAAUCUCCCCAUCACAGACUGCCGCCUCCGGCCUGACAUCCGCGCCCUGGAGAACGGAGACAUAGAUUUGGCCAGCACUGAGAAGAAGAGAGUGGAGGAAAAACAGAGAGUGGCGCGGAAAAACCGCUCCAAAUCCAAUGACGAGUGGAAGACGAGGUGGUUCCACCAAGGAGCAAACCCACACAAUGGCGGACAAGACUGGCUUUACUCUGGUGGCUACUGGAGCAGGAACUACUCCCAACUACCUGACAUAUACUAACCCUAAACCUUCAAUCAUCUGCAGAAAGGGACUCCUGAAGAGAAACCAUGCAUGUUCACUAUUAACUUCAAUUCAUGUAGAGUGUCAAUUAUUUAUACAGCCACAAGCUGGUUUUAUGUUUACCACCAUCUUCUAAACACUCAAGCAUGAGGAGGGGAAACAUGGCAGUUAUUCUUAAAUAUGCAGUGUGUGAGGUGAAGUUUGUUUGUCCAGAGACUUGCAUUGCAACUUAAAAUAAUUGAUAUAGAUAUUAGAGUUUCAAUUUCAAUAGAUGUAGCGAGGAUCAAUGUAAAUAUAAAUAGGCUAUAGAUGAUUAUCUGUCAAGACUUGAAUUUGCGGAAUGAAACAAACUUAGUCUUCUUUAGGUGGCUAAAACUUACCUCAUAAUCUUAGUAGCAUAUUAAAUCUGUCGUGAAUAACAUGUCAUAGUAAGUUUGCAGAUGUGAGCCACACUUAAUCCUUGGCUAACAAAUGUCUUUAGCCCAGUAUUAGGUUUAAUAUGGGAUUCAACAAAGCAUUUUGUUUGUAUAGAUAUUAUUUAUUUAAUUAUAUCCUGCAGAUAAUUGUUUGUGGCUAUUGAGAACCUCUUGAACGUAUAAAUGGGGGUUGGGGGGGUGGGGGGGGACGUGUUUAGCUUGUAGAUGGACCAAUCGAUUUUGUUGGGUUGUUGUUGAUUUAAGAGUGAAAUUCAAAUAUUUAUAGAGCCAAACUACCGAAACGCACUCAGUUUUUCAACUCCGAACACUCAUUAUAACAAAAAGAAUCUUUACGUAAUGUUAAUAUACAAGACUACGAAUUCAACGUCUCAUAAAUUUCAUUUUUCUCAGAUAUAUAAAAUUUAUAGUGAAAGCACAAAUAUAUUUAACUAUGCAAUGGAUAACUUUUUAUUAAAAAAAAAAAACAAACAAAAAACAAAUCCUUUGAUUAGCUCUAUCGAAUCUGCCUGAUUCAUUCUGGGAAACUGAAUUGACGAUAGUUAGCUGCAGUUUGCUUUGUGGCAGCAUAAUGAUAUUUACAACAGGGACCCUCUUCAGAGAAAGUAUACACAUAGAGUUGACUGGGUUAAGUAUAUUUAAUAUUUACUUUAGUAUAUUAGUCCUUCUAUACAGGUACGUUAAGCUUACCAACAACACCUUCUGUAAAGUGUAUCACAACAGUAGACCCAGCAUUGUAAAGUAUAUACGUUUUUAACUAUACAAUAAAAUCUUGAAUAGAAGUAUAAAAGAAGAGAAAUCGCAAAUUUGUUUGUAUUGUUACUAAAUAAACACUUACGCUUCCCUAAA
This is a messenger RNA of Ictalurus punctatus (channel catfish), 4213 nucleotides long. RefSeq names its product oxysterol-binding protein-related protein 1. The record is from RefSeq and is a predicted model, not a curated record. Gene Ontology annotation, cellular component: membrane; intracellular membrane-bounded organelle; cytosol. Bases 141 to 2930 code for a protein of 929 amino acids. Lineage: Eukaryota; Metazoa; Chordata; Actinopteri; Siluriformes; Ictaluridae. Gene Ontology annotation, molecular function: protein binding; cholesterol binding. The transcript is spliced from 28 exons.